This is a messenger RNA of Talaromyces amestolkiae, 870 nucleotides long. RefSeq lists its product as uncharacterized. Bases 1 to 870 code for a protein of 289 amino acids. Gene Ontology annotation, biological process: mitotic sister chromatid segregation. The record is from RefSeq and is a predicted model, not a curated record. The transcript has 2 exons. Gene Ontology annotation, cellular component: kinetochore; MIS12/MIND type complex. NCBI's taxonomy places the organism in Eukaryota, Fungi, Ascomycota, Eurotiomycetes, Eurotiales, Trichocomaceae.
AUGCAGUCCGAACACUACCGCAAAAUCGAACUGCAAUCGCCCGCCGACCUGACAUACCUGUACACCAACGCAGUCGCCGAAUCGCGCCAAAAGCUCGAUCUACACUUUCCGCCGUCCGCGUACUCGAAUGGCGACCAGCCGGAUCCCAUGAAGGAGCGCGUCAAGGAACUUGUCGACGACUUCAUCAGACAAACAUAUACCUACGCAUCCGACUCGCUGACCAUCAACGGCCUCGAAUUCGAUUCCGCCUCUAUAUCCGCUUCUACCUCCAAGAACAAUGGUAAUAAUAAUAGUACAGGCGACGCGCCAUUCCCCUUCCCAUCCGCAUUCUCAGCACCCAACGAAACAAUCGAAUACGAGCCGUACGACGGUAACCUCGCGUCGCGCGUAAGCUCGUUGUACGCGCAACUCGAGUCGUUGACUACGACGGUCGCGCAGUUGAGACGCGAUGCGCCGGGAAAAGCAGCGAAGAUGUAUGCGGCGAAUUUGAGGGGGGUGUUGGAGAGGGAGGACGAGGAGUUUGAUGAGCAGCAGCAGCAGCAAAAAAGGAAGAGGAGACGGGUAGAAGGGGGGAAGGAUGUGGAUGUAGAUAUGGAGGGUCAUGAUGAUGGGGAAGUGCAAGAGAAUAUUGAUGCAGAGUUCAGAUUGGAUAUACCCUUUGGUACGCAGGCGGAGCGCGAGAGAUGGCAGAGCGGGGAGAUGGCGGAGGUUUAUACGGAUACGUUGCGGACGUUGCUUCGAUUACAAGGGGAGGAAUCGAGUACAGAGGCAGCGUCUCAUAAUGACAGUGAUAAAAAGGCUAUAUCGACGACUGUGGCGACGGCGGAGAGGGCUGAGAAGGCUGUUGAUGUUGUGGAGAGGAUGGUUUAG